Messenger RNA from Didymodactylos carnosus, 456 nucleotides. The record is from the annotation of a GenBank genome assembly. Lineage: Eukaryota; Metazoa; Rotifera; Eurotatoria; Philodinida; Philodinidae.
AUGGCUUGCGAGAUGAAUAAGCGAAAGCGACAUUCAAGACAAUUCAAUCUGCGAUUUGUUUGGAUUGACGAACAAAAACACUUGUCUCAAGCAGUUGUCGCAUUGGCUCAAAACGUUGGUCUAACGGAAUUAACUGAAAAUGAUAUCGAGAUCUCACACAGACUGGAUCCAGGCAAACCAGGAUAUAAUCGUGUGGUAAUUGCUCGUUUCCAUUCCUGUGUUAAAGGUCGCUCUCCAUUAAUCAAACGAAAAGAGUUGAAGCAGUCUAGUGCUGUUGUCAUCUAUGAAGAUCUCAUAAAAGUCGACAAACAUUUACUUGAUGAGCUGAAGUAUCGAUCAGCAGAGGACGAUAGAAAGUAUGCAUUUACGAGAAAUGGGCGUGUCAUGUACAAAUAUGAAGAUAAAAAGGUUAGUUUUAUUGACUCAUAUGACGAUAUUGAUUAUUUUUUGCAAUGA